This is a messenger RNA of Cladophialophora carrionii CBS 160.54, 1761 nucleotides long. RefSeq lists its product as uncharacterized. The coding region runs from base 1 to 1761 and encodes 586 amino acids. The transcript has 3 exons. The record is from RefSeq and is a predicted model, not a curated record. Lineage: Eukaryota; Fungi; Ascomycota; Eurotiomycetes; Chaetothyriales; Herpotrichiellaceae.
AUGAGCCCGCCUCAAAGAUAUUCUUUCGUGAACGCGCGUCCCCAGACGAAGGCGGAAAAGCGACAGACACGGACUGCCAUUCGGUCGCACAUUGGACGAUGGACCCAGGAAAAACAGCAGAAAAUCGAGAGCAAUACGACGAGCUCGGGCAGUGAGAAGGACUCGCCCCCGGAAUCGUCGCGCGCCGUGUCGCCCUCGCCAGCGCCAGCAAAUCAGACACAACCGCCACCUCGUGAGAGACUGGGGAGUGUGUGGUCCGACGCGCCAGACAGUGCAAGCAGCGACGGUCCUCCUGAUCGUGAAAGCACGGAAGAUGAUGUUCAAGUCCUCUCAGAACUGACCGUCACAGCCCCGGCGCAUCUCCGACGAGUACUUUCGGCAGGCUCGACCACCCAUUCGAACUCCGCCAUCCAGGUCCUAGGGUCAGGGACCCUGGAUCCCUUUCAUACCUAUCCGUCGGACUUUCCCUCAACAUUAGUAUCACAGUGCCAUGACUAUUCACUGAAAGUACUAUGGCCAGGGUUGACACCCCGGCCGGCCGGUGUGAUGGAUCCUGCGGCAAACAGAGCCUGGUUUCCUAUGCAGCUCAACGAUACCGUCGCUCUGCACUCGCUGUUGUUUGGAGCCCUGAGUCACAAGCGCCUCAAUCUGCUGAAAGGAGCCGGGGACCAUGUCAGCCUGGACCUGACCAGUUUGGAGCUGGACAUGCGGCGCUGCGAGGCCGAAUCCAUUGCACUGAUCAACAGAUCCCUCCGCAAAGGCAAUGCCAUCACAGAUGCGAUGAUAGUGUCAGUUCUUUGCAUGGCAGCAAAUGCAUGGGACUUGACCCUUGAGCGGUUCUUGAACGAGCCUGCCCCUCCACCAAUAUUUGAUCCCAUGUUGAAGAGUCUGCAGUGGUUGGACGUAUAUGGGCUCCUCAGCGAUCAUCCAAUCCAUGCCGCCGGCCUCAUGCAGUUGAUCAAGCUCAGGGGUGGCUUGCACGACAUUCGAACGCCGGGUAUUGCUGCAACAGUAUUCUUUUUUGGUAUUCUCAAAGCAAGCAAGCAUCUUACCUCGCCUCUGUUCCCUUUUGUGCCUCUUGUCGAGGACGCCGAGCCGAAUCAGACCCUGUGGAGUUUGUUGGGCACAUCCCCGAGUGAACUUCGAGACGAGUUUGUGUUCAGCGGCCUGUCCGAUCUGGGACUGACGAAUGAAAUGGCCAUGGUCAUGGUUGCGAUGCAGCGAUACGGACAGAGUGUCCAGUUGUUUGUGGAUGGCGCUCUUGCAGAUCUUGAUCUCGCCCGGUUUUGCGACAGAAGGAACCUCAUCCAACACACCUUGCUGUCGUUGCCCCCACAAGAAGACUUACCGGCCUCGGCUGCUCCACGACCCAUCUAUGAGCCAACUCGACUCGCCAUGUUAAUAUACUCUCUGACUGUCAUCUUUCCGCUGCCCCACCAAGCAGCGCCGAUAGCUCUCCUAGUCGAACGGCUCAGAUCGGCUCUUCGCGGGACCGACAUGCGCACCAGCUGGUCCUCCUCGCAUCAGGUUCGGCGCCUCCUCGUGUGGAUCCUUUUCAUAGGCGGUAUCGCCGCGAGAGACAUGCCAGACGACCGCUCAUGGUUCGUCGCCUUGCUGAGAAGGCUGACGACGAAAGGGAACCGGCUCAACAAGUACGAACAUCUAAAGCGAGAAGUGCUGAAUCGUAUCUUGUGGCUUGACCGGUCCUGUGACGCUGCUGGGAGGGUACUCUGGACGGAGAUCUUGGGUUCUGGGGAAUGA